AUGAUCAAAAAUCAAAGCUGGAUUUUAGAAGAUAUUCACUUCUGUUACACAUCAACUGAAAACGCAUGUCCUAAACAGAUCUAUUCAUUUGCUGCCCGUGUUCUUAUGUAUAUAGCAUUGUGCUUAUUAAUCACUUUGACUGUUUGUGGCAAUUUAUUGGUGAUCAUCAUCAUUUCUCAUUUCAGGCAGCUUCACACUCCAACAAACUAUCUCAUUCUUUCUUUGGCAGGUGCUGACUUUCUCCUAGGCGGAUUUGUAAUGCCACCCAGCAUGAUCAGAUCAGUUGAAACAUGUUGGUAUUUUGGUCAUUUUUUCUGCAAGUUUCAUACAAGUACUGACAUUAUGCUGUCCUUAUGCUCCAUUUUGCAUCUUGCUUUCAUUUCCAUGGAUCGCUUUUAUGCGAUUUGUUUCCCUCUAACAUACAAUGCCAAGAUUACAGUGGACUUUAUUGUUAAAGUGAUCAUUAUCAUCUGGUGUUCUUCAGCAGUGUAUGGAUUUAUGAUGGUAUUCCAAUUAUUACUUAUAAGAAAUACUGAUUUUUCUUAUGAUCAGAGUUUAUUUUGUGUUGGAAGUUGCUUGGUGAUGCAUACCCAAACAACAAUCUUGAUUUCAUUCUUAGUUGGUUUUGUUUUUCCGGCACUUGUUAUACUAGCCAUUUACCUGAAGAUAUUCAUGGUAGCACAGAAACAAAUUAAGACUAUCAAAGAAACAACAGACAAAACAGAAUCAUCAAGGAAAAGAGAAAGAAGAUCUGCAAAAACACUGGCAACAGUUAUAGGUGUGUAUAUUACGUGCUGGAUGCCAUUCUUUUUGUGUAGCACUCUUUAUCCUUUUGUAAAUAACUCGAUCCCUGCUUUAUUAAUAGACAUUUUAAUUUGGUUUGCAUAUAUGAACUCAACUUGUAACCCUUUCAUUUAUGCUUUUUUUUAUAACUGGUUCAGAAAAGCAGUUCGAAUCAUACUAUUUGGAAAUAUUUUUAAUGGGCACUCUUCGCUAACCAAACUUUAUGCUGACUAA
Messenger RNA from Erpetoichthys calabaricus (reedfish), 1017 nucleotides. Its product is annotated as trace amine-associated receptor 1-like. Gene Ontology annotation, molecular function: trace-amine receptor activity. The coding region runs from base 1 to 1017 and encodes 338 amino acids. The record is from RefSeq and is a predicted model, not a curated record. Gene Ontology annotation, biological process: G protein-coupled receptor signaling pathway. Lineage: Eukaryota; Metazoa; Chordata; Cladistia; Polypteriformes; Polypteridae. The transcript has a single exon. Gene Ontology annotation, cellular component: membrane.